Molecule: messenger RNA, 1566 nt
Organism: Melampsora larici-populina 98AG31
Lineage: Eukaryota; Fungi; Basidiomycota; Pucciniomycetes; Pucciniales; Melampsoraceae
Exons: 6
Coding region: 151-1272 (373 amino acids)
Cellular component (GO): cytoplasm
Molecular function (GO): saccharopine dehydrogenase (NAD+, L-lysine-forming) activity
Source: RefSeq, a predicted model, not a curated record
AUAUACCAUUAACCAAGAAAAAAGAAAAAAGAAAAAAGAACACUCGAUUAUUGAUACAUUAUCAACUUCGAUCUUCAGAACGAACAAGCAAUCUCUUACUUAUACUAUAUAGAAAAAUAUAUCGAUUACUUUUAUACAACUUGAAAAGAUAUGACUACACAAGAAAGAUCACCAUUGAUUUGGUUAAGAUGUGAAACCAAGCCAUUUGAACAUAGAUCUGCAUUAACACCCACGACUAGUAAGAAAUUAAUCGAAAAUGGAUUCAAGGUGAUUGUUGAAAGUGAUCCACAAAGAUUCUUUAACGAUUCAGAAUUUGAAAAAGUAGGAUGUCAAAUCGUUCAACAUAACUCAUGGCCAUCUGCACCAUCAGACGCCUUAAUUUUAGGAUUAAAAGAAUUACCACCAAACGAUGAAUCACCCUUAAAACAUACACAUAUAAUGUUUGGACAUUGUUAUAAAAAACAAACAGGAUAUCAAGAAAUCUUAGGUCGAUUUAAAUCUGGCCAAGGUAAAUUAUUAGAUUUAGAAUUCUUACAAGAUCCAAUUACCAAACGUAGAGUAGCAGCAUUUGGAUUUUAUGCUGGUUUUAAUGGUUCGGCUGUUGGAUUACUUGGGAUUUCUAAGAUGAUUUGUGAUUCGAUGAGUUUGAAUGAAUUGAAACCUUUUAAAGAUGAAGAUGAAUUGAUUAAGAUUGGUCAAAUCGAGUUUAAAAGAUUGGUAGACAAAUUAGGUAGACAACCUAAAGCUCUGGUCAUUGGUGCUUUAGGUAGAUGUGGAUCUGGUGCUGUGGACUUUUUCUGUAAAGUCGGAAUGGACAAAGAGAAUAUAAUUGAAUGGGAUAUGGCUGAAACAGCUAAAGGUGGACCGUUUGAAGAAAUCUUGAAUGUCGAUAUCUUUGUGAAUUGUAUUUAUUUGUCAAGCAAGAUUCCAAGUUUUGUUACAAAUGAAACUAUUCAAGCUGCUGGACCAAAUCGACCAUUAAGAAUGGUAGUCGAUGUAAGUUGUGAUACGACCAACCCAAACAAUCCGAUUCCGAUUUACAACAUCAACACAACUUUUGAUCAACCUACUACAACAUUAAAGAUCGAUGAUCAAUUACCUAGUUUGGAAGUUUGUUCAAUUGAUCAUUUACCUACCCUUUUACCACGUGAAGCAUCUGAACAAUUCUCAAAUGAUUUGUUACCUACUUUAUUACAAUUAAAAGAUCUUUCGAAUUCAAAAGUUUGGUCAGAUGCUAAUGAUUUAUUCAAUCAAAUGGUUAAUGAAAUUUAAAUUGUUGAUAGCUUGAUUAAAUUAUUUUAAAAAGAAGGAUAAAGAAGAAUUUCAAUUGGAUUUAUAUAUCAAUUCUGGAUUUCCUUUUGGUUUGAUUAUAUUCAAUUUGAUUGUGAUUUUCUGAAAGUUGUCGUCGUUACACAAAAAAAACUGUUUCUUUGCUAUGUAUAUAGCACUUAUUGAUUUUACUUUUGGGCAGUUAUAUUGAUAAAAGUACAAAUGACGUAUGAAUAAUCUUUUGCAUAGAACGGCUGGCAAUGGCAUACAAUCGUCUUCCUGCAUUGGUGAAACGUU